AGCAUCAUGCGAAUCGAAGUCGAUUUAGAUUCGAUUGUUUAUAAUUGGGAUCUUAUAUCAACAUACAAUCAAACGUUGUUGUUGUAAUAUUAUCUUAUUUAUUCAAAUUGACAAUUGAAUAUAGUUAAUAGUUAAAAGUAGAAAGUUCAACUUUCAUAAUUUGGUAGCAAUCAGCUGUCAGUAUAGAUUGUAAUUUAUUUUUACAAAGAUGACUGAUGUUUGGCAGAAUUGGAGUCCCUAUGCCAAAGAAUAUGAUCCUUUGAAAGCUGGGAGUAUUGAUGGCACAGAUACAGAGCCACACGAUAAAGCUAUUAACCAUGCAAUGGAAGCACAUUAUGAACCACCUCGUGGAUUGAAAUCAAAACCAGAAAGAACAUUAUUUGUGGCUAGAUUUGGACCAAAAGUUACCAGACAUGAUUUAAAGGAGUUCUUCUGUAGGUAUGGAGAUGUUAUAUCAGCCAAAGUUAUAGUUGAUAUCGUAACUGGCUUAUCUCAAGGUUAUGGAUUUGUGGAAAUGAGAACAGAGGAUGAAGCCAGAAGGGCAAUUAGACGUAGUGCUGAUGCUAUGCUAAAAGGUCACAAAAUUUUUGUUGAUUAUGAGUGUGGUCGUACAAUGAAAGGUUGGAAACCUAGGAGACUUGGUGGUGGUUUUGGUGGCAAAAAAGAAUCAGGGCAGCUUAGGUUUGGUGGGAGAGAUAGACCUUUCAAAAAGCCAAUUGUACCCAAUAUCAUAAGACCCCAUAAUUAACAUAGUUUUAAUUUUAUACAGUGAUAGAUUAAAUUAUUAAUACAACAGGUGUUUAGAAUUUUGUAAUGUAAAGCUAUAUUGUUACACUUGCAUUUGAAAGAUGUGUCUGUAAACUGUUUUGAUCUUGAUUUUGAUCCAAUAUAAAUAUUUGACUAUUCAUUUAAACCCAUUAGGAACAACUCUGAAAUAUCACGACUAUUAUUACUGUUGAAAUCCUAUUUUUCAUUCGAACAAAUGUUACACGAGAAGGAAUUGUUAAAAAGAUUCGUUUCACACAUUUUCAUUCAUAUAUAAAAAUAUAUUUUAAAAUAAAAUCGUAAAUCUUCCUUCUUUUA
Molecule: messenger RNA, 1083 nt
Organism: Osmia bicornis bicornis
Lineage: Eukaryota; Metazoa; Arthropoda; Insecta; Hymenoptera; Megachilidae
Product: U11/U12 small nuclear ribonucleoprotein 35 kDa protein-like
Exons: 4
Coding region: 209-748 (179 amino acids)
Biological process (GO): mRNA splicing, via spliceosome
Cellular component (GO): U12-type spliceosomal complex; precatalytic spliceosome
Molecular function (GO): mRNA binding; snRNA binding
Source: RefSeq, a predicted model, not a curated record